Messenger RNA from Adineta ricciae, 1752 nucleotides. Lineage: Eukaryota; Metazoa; Rotifera; Eurotatoria; Adinetida; Adinetidae. The record is from the annotation of a GenBank genome assembly.
AUGGUUCGUCCGCCAUUAUUAUCAUCCUAUGACGAUUCGAACAUCUCAUUUUCGUCGUUAUCAACCGAAUCUGGUGAAUUUACUGUUACAUCCGAUAUUGUCAGUCCAUCACCACAUGCAACAACCGACUUAUCGACUACUCGAAAUCCAUAUGUUGAACAGUAUUUGAAUAUCUAUUAUAAAAAAUCGCUCGAUUCAUCAAUGUUAUCAACAACCAGACAAUUAGUUGAGAAUACAUUAGCAUUAUACGACAGUAUGGACGAUGAAGCAGCUAAUUCUUAUAUUCUUUCGUUUAUUUUGCUACGUGUUGGUUGCGUUUCGAGAACGUAUGAUUUCGAACAAUUUAUCGAUAUGAAUCGAGAAGAAAAGGAUAAGAUUAUCAAAGAUAAUUGGUCCGGAAGAAAAAUUCUAAUGAAUCUAUCAUCUAAAGAUGAAGAAGUGGAAAAGAAUUACAAACGUUUUGAAGCUUAUUUCUCUACACUAGCUUGCCUUCGUUUCGACGACAUUCUUCGAGUGAACAACGAAACAAAUCUAAAGAAAAUUAUCUAUUUAUUAAUGGAUGAUAUUCAAUCGCCGAUUAUUGAAUAUCGUUUUACAACAUUACUAGCACUUGAAGCAAUUCUACGUGGAUUAAUAACAACAGUUGCUCAUGGAAGAAGAAACAAACCGGGAAAGAUUUCACCAUUCAUCGGACAUAAAGAUGCAAUGAAAAUAUUCGAAUUGAUUUCCAUGACUUUUGCAAAAGCAAUUGUGCCGCGUCUUUCUGAUUCUGAAGCACAAAUUGGUCAUGUUGCAUUUCAAGCGUUGAUUGAAUUAUUGGAAAUUUGGCCAAAUACUUGGAUAUCGAAAGAAAUAUUCGAUGAAUGUAUUUACUCGAUUGUAUCUCAAGAUGAUAAAUCCGAUUUCAUCAAUUCUAUUCGUGCAAUUCGAACUGUACUAACUCACAAAGAACUUGAUCGAGAUGCAAUUCACUCAUUUAUCUAUCAUCUACUUAUCAAAAUUUCCUCCGAUGAGUUCGAACUUCUAUCUGUUUCUCACACAAUUUCGGUCUACAAACUCGUCAACGAUAUCCUAACAAUUUAUCCAGAUAUGUUUUCCAUGAAGAUGAUCUACCGUUGGUCAAGUGGAAUCUUUCAAGAUAAUAAUCGAACACAAAAAUUAGCGUUGAAUAUUCUUGUACGAUUUAUUCAAAUGAACGAAGAUCAAUUUCAAUCGACAACGAUUUGGCCUUAUAUCAUUCGUAUCUAUACGACUAUCUUCCAAUUGAAUGUUAGUGAAGAAACAACAGCUUGUUUAAUCCAUGCAAUUGAAAAUAAUUUGAAAAUUUCCACCAUUCUAUCGAAUCUCUCCGGCAUUGAAUAUUACAUCGAAACAAAGAUCUUUGAUAAUUCUCAAAUUGCAUCCAUUCUUGUUAUUCUUCAACUACUUCGAUCACUUUUCAUUCUUCAUGUUAAUCGGCAACGAUCAGCAAUGGCAGUCGAUGAUGAAGAACAUGAUGAUAAUGAAAUCAUUUGUCGAAAUAUUAGCCGAUUGACAUUUAAAUUUAUAACACGGAUUGUUCAACAAGACAAUAUUCAUAAAUUAAUCUUAAUUGAAUGUUUAACUGCAUUGCAAACAACACUUUGUUCAUUACCUGUCGAACAUACUCGUGAGAACUCACUUUCACUAACAGAUUUAAUCAAUGAAAUGAAAAUGAUGCUAACUACUCAUCAAUUAGCUGAUACAUCGAUCGAGACAAUGAUAGAUGAAUAA